AUGUCGCGACCCACGACUCGCAUGAAUGAGUAUUUCGUGCCGCGUGAUGGCAUCGAUCGUGAAGUCAUCUCUGCUGAUAUUUGCCGCUACUUGGGCAAUGAUGCUUUGGUGCGACCUGGCCAUUAUGAGAACCCACAGACUGGUCAACCCGUCCAAGGUUAUUAUAUUACGGCUUAUCGUAACCUGACGACGGCCAUGAUCGAGGAUCUCAAGGCCGACUCGGCCCGAUGGGAUAGGGAACGCCGCGCGCAGACCGCGCGCAACAGCAGCGGAGUCCAAUACCGCUACUCUGAGACGCACCAGUCUCGGCAGCACCAUGGCCCAACUGAACCACCUUUCCGAGAUGAUUCCUAUCCUCCUCGUGAUGGUCUUUAUGACGCCCCAAGGUAUCCAGGAACUGGCGCCCAAGGAUAUAAUGGUGCCUCCGGCCCCUAUCAGCCUCAACAGCAGCAGCAGGGCUACGCUCCUCCCAGUGGCGGUGCAUAUGUCGGAAAUCCUCAAGGCGGCCCUAUGAUGAACCAGGGAUACCAGAAUCCGGAUGGCCCGUAUGUUUCAACUGGAGCCAACAUGCCUCCCAGGAACUAUCCCAAUGAUCCUUAUGCCGGUGGCCACCCUGGAGCGUCUGUCCCACCACCUCAACAACCCGUAUAUGCCUCAACCCAGCCUGUCCAGCCAGGAUAUCCCGCCCCAGCCUACCCAUAUCCUAACCAGGCUCCUUCGGGUGCUCCAGUCUAUGCUACGCAGCCCCAGGACCCCUUUUUCGGCCGAGCUUCCCCAGCAGGCCAAACCUCUCAACAGCCACAAGGGUAUGCCUCACAGGGACAUGCAUAUGAUGAAACCCCUCCUCCAACUCGCACUUCCGUUCCCCCCGCAGAAACACAGACACCCCCUCGGGAAUCAAGUACUCGUUUGAGUGACCGGGAAGGCGACAGGAACCACCGACCACCACCACCUCGCCGAUAA
Molecule: messenger RNA, 963 nt
Organism: Trichoderma breve
Lineage: Eukaryota; Fungi; Ascomycota; Sordariomycetes; Hypocreales; Hypocreaceae
Exons: 6
Coding region: 1-963 (320 amino acids)
Source: RefSeq, a predicted model, not a curated record